Molecule: messenger RNA, 2214 nt
Organism: Exophiala mesophila
Lineage: Eukaryota; Fungi; Ascomycota; Eurotiomycetes; Chaetothyriales; Herpotrichiellaceae
Exons: 1
Coding region: 70-1224 (384 amino acids)
Source: RefSeq, a predicted model, not a curated record
GGAAACUCUAAACCUCCGCCGUGUUGUGGUGCCGCCCUCACACGUCAAAUCGACCAUUGUCCAACUGUCAUGUCUUUUCGAGAUGAUCGUGACUACAGGGUCGUCUACUCUGACCGAGGUCGCGGCGGGCCAGAGCUGAUCGAUGACUACGCCCCACGAAGACGCCCACGUGAGCAUGAUUACGAUAUGGAACCUAGUCGUGGCUAUGAAAGACCAUAUCGCCGUCAGCCACGAGACGAUGACCGAGACUUUCGCCCACCAGAACCACGACCAUAUGCGGGGGCCUUGACAACAAAGACUCAAUACGAGGUCGGACGAGACAGAAAUGCAGAUGCAUAUGUCAAACGCUCAAAUGCAAAUGCCAUGGUGAUCGGACCGAUGGACCCAAGAGCCGAAUUCGAGGUGUUGCGGCCCCAGAGAAGGAGCGACGGAUGCUAUGUCAUUGACGCUGACGCGGCCCGUGGCUAUGAUGACCGAGGUCGCUACUAUCUGGACGAGGGACCCUCGUCUCGAUCCUCGCGUGACCAAAUAGUCAUCUAUGAUAGUCCACGAGGUGGCGACCGACCCGGUCGAGCCAUCCGACACGCCGACUACAAAGACGUGCAGAUCAUGGAGGAGGUUGACGCUCGUGAUCGCCAUCACGAGAUCGUACCCGCCGCGGCGCCAACCGUCACGCCAUCCAGAAUGCGGAGCGCCAUGCGUGGCCGCAAUGAUUCACCUCCAGAGGAAUGGAAAAGGCGACGAGGUCAUGGCGUAGGAUUCUUCCAAGACCAGGUCGACCGACAUGACGCUAGUGAAGGCCGCCACGAGCGGCCUGGUGCCGAGGCCCAUGUCACUGGCCGUCAUCUGCAUGCGUAUCGAGACGAGGAAGACGAAGAGGAUUAUUAUGAGCGGCGAAGAGGUCCAGACCGAGAACGAGAACGAGAACGAGAACGAGAACGAGAACGAUCGGUAUCGAGAUCCAGACGACCUCGCGGUCCUAGAGGCAGUGACCCUCGGCUGGCCGAGGAAGAUUACGAGGACGAUCGUUACGAAUAUACGGAACGAACCAUGAGACAGUAUGAUCACGAGGAGCCUCGGCCGCUCUACCCUCCACCGGAUGACCGUGACCGUGACCGCGACCGCAAAAGACGACAUCACCAUAGCAGCCGCCGCCAGGACGAUGAACGGUCUCAAUACUCCGAUUAUGAAACCGUCACGAGAAAGACCAAAGAAUACUACUGAUAGAUUCGAGUGUCGAACGAACAAUUGCUGCGGAUUGCAAUCAUAUCAUUGCAUCUCUGGGAGUUUUGAUCUUUUUUAGGAAGGAUUUUAUGAGAUAUGGUCAUGAAUCACGACAUUGUUGCUUUGUUAUGCUGAAUUUUCGACGAGUUCGAGAGAAGAGAGGUCCAUGAGCAAAUUUCUCGGUCACACGGUUUACUGAGUUGAGACCACUAGAUUUUCGCGUCAAUACAUUCCAUCCUACUACACUCACUUGGUUGUUUUAGUCACGCCAUCUGUCUGCCGUUGGCUUUAAAAUAUCAGAGACUCUACGGCACAUAAUCAUCAAGUCAGACAUUCAUUGUGUGUUCCCCAUCUCGCUCUGUACUCAAAUCUCUACUACAUAGCCUUUGCUCCAACCUUGACCUCGACGUCACCAGUCUUCUCAUCGAACGAACCUUCGUCAGAAUCACCAACCCCGACUUCGACAUCAGUCGUCUGAGUCUUUGACGGAGGAUACACAGCCUCUUCGAUCUUAGCCACACCGACAUCAGAGAUAAAUCGACAAAUAAGGAAAUACGUCAGUCCACUAGUGGUGAAGCCAUAGAUGCAGGAGAAGGUAUAGAUCUUCCAGGCACCACCGACAUUGAGAUCGUCGUCAAUACUCUUUGCAAAGCCAGGCAACAACGGACCAACCGCCACCGCAAAGGCCGCAAAGGCCCGCCAGUUGAAACCAUGCCAGUACGAGUAGAUGCCAUGUCCGUUGUACAACUCGUGGAUGUUGAGCUUCUUCUUGAGAAUGAUAUAGUACUGACAGCACAUGACGCCACAGAUGGCACCCAUGAACAUACUAUACCCGGACAAGAAAGCCAACAACCCACUGGCAUUUCGAAUGAUUUGCCAUGGAUUGGAAACCACACAAAAGAUGGAAAUGAUCAACGUCGCACGGAAAAUAUUGAGGUAUUUCGGCGACAAGCCCGAAAUAUCGUUCGAGAACGGAUACGUGCCCGCGGC